AUGUCCGAGCCAGGCCCAGAAUCCGUGCCUACAAGCGCCGAUCCACGCAGCAAGCGGCCAACAAAACGGCGCGCCGUGACUCCGCAUUCCGAGGUCGCACACCAAAUCGAAACCCUUUUCAAAGACCCGAGCAAGGACCUGCACCUACCGACACCCGCAAAGCCGCGCACUGUCGCGAAUCUCUCUGCGCCACCGGAAAUCGUUACCAAUGUGCAGGGAUCUUCGGCUGGUGCGGGAUCGGGCGAGUUCCAUGUAUACAAGGCCAGUCGGCGACGGGAGUAUGAGCGGCUGCGGCUGAUGCAGGAGGAGGUUGAUCAGGAGAAGAAUAAUGCUCAAUGGGAGAAGGAGAGAGAGGAAGCGAGGAGGAGGGAUGCGGAAAAGACGGAGAAGAAUCGGAAAAGGAGGGAGAAGAAGAAGAGUAAGGGGAAGAAGGGUGGUGGUGGUGGUAAUGGUGGUGAGCCGAUGGAUACGGCGCCUACGAAGGAUGUGCCUGCUCCGGGUUCAAUGGUCCCCGCUGAAGCGAAUGACGGAGAUGCUACGGAUGGUCCUGUGGCUGUGCAGGAAGUGCCUGGAGUCAUUAUUCAUGAUGAGGACUGA
Penicillium bovifimosum is the source of this 597-nucleotide messenger RNA. RefSeq lists its product as uncharacterized. Gene Ontology annotation, molecular function: protein kinase inhibitor activity; protein kinase binding; double-stranded RNA binding. Lineage: Eukaryota; Fungi; Ascomycota; Eurotiomycetes; Eurotiales; Aspergillaceae. The transcript has a single exon. The coding region runs from base 1 to 597 and encodes 198 amino acids. The record is from RefSeq and is a predicted model, not a curated record. Gene Ontology annotation, cellular component: nucleolus. Gene Ontology annotation, biological process: negative regulation of protein kinase activity.